GAGAGAAGACCGUUUCUUCAUUUCACUAACAGCACAGCCAGGAGCAAGGAGCCUCGGAUUGUGGCACAGAAACAGACAGGAAGCUAAAACACCAUACGACAAGAACAGCAGGACAUCAGAAAAGCAAUUUGGCUGAAGAAGAAAAAAAAAAAAAGACAAGACUUUGGCAUUUUCUUCUUAAUAAUAACCAAAGCAGGAAAGAAGGUUGGGGGAAAAGCAGAAUAAUUAUUUGAAACGUUGGACUUGACAACGAUGGCGUUCUAUCCUGCUGACUGGACCAUAAAGAGGAGGGGAAAUAAAACCCAUUGAGAAAUCAAGAUGCAAAGGGCCUUGUGAAUGUGUGGUUGAGCACGAGUACAAGAUCAGACGUGCAGGAUCAUGUUCUCAAAACCGCUGUAAGAACUUUCAAAAAAUAAAAUAAAAAAUAAACCUGCUGAGGAACGCUACAUCGCCAAAUCUACAAUCAGGACUAACUGUGGAUAUGUACAAUUUUACGGAGAUAUUUUACAAGGUUAAAAAGGUAACCUCUAUACAUAUUUCUUAAAAAAGAUCUCUGAACUGACAAUGCAAAACACCACCACUGUCAGGAACAUCUGCCUUGUACAGGAUGAGUUUAAAUACACUCUAUACACUUCGGUGUUCAGCAUCAUCUUCAUCCUCGGGCUGCUCCUCAACAUGGUGGCUUUGUACAUCUUCAUUUGUACGCUGAAACCAAGGAAUGAAACCACCAUCUACAUGCUGAACCUAGGCGUAUGCGACAUGCUUUUUGUCCUCAGUCUGCCAUUUCGGAUUUCUUACUUUCUCAACAAGAAGUGGACUUUCGGGCCGGAAUUCUGCAAAAUCACCGUGGCGCUGUUCAACAUGAACUUGUACGGCAGCAUCCUUUUCCUGACCUGCAUCAGUGCGGAUCGCUUUCUGGCCAUCGUUUACCCGUUCGCCUCGAGGUCACUGAGGACUAGAAGAAAUGCAAAAAUCGCCUGCUCUUCAGUCUGGCUGCUUGUGCUCUCGGUCAGCUUGGCAGCUGGAUUACAGCUGAAAACGACAAACGAGCAUGAUCGCACUCGCUACUGCUUUGAAAAUUACAACAGCAGUCAGUGGAAAUCCGAGCUAUACAAAGUGGUGUUGGUCAUGGAGACAUUGGGCUUCAUGAUCCCACUGCUCAUCAACCUUUUCUGCUCCAUGAUGAUCUUGAGGACGCUGAGAAACCUGGAUACUAUUCAAAGCGAAAGGCAGCUGAAUAAGGCCAAGAUCUUCCGCAUGAUUGUUGUGCACUUGCUCGUCUUCUGCUUUUGCUUCAUCCCAUAUAACGUUAAUCUAAUUUUUUAUACCCUGGUCCGCAGUGAAGCUAUUGAUAACUGCACCGUGAAGAAUAUUGUCAAGAUUUUUUACCCCAUUGCAUUAUGCAUUGCAGUGACAAACUGCUGCUUCAACCCUGUUAUUUAUUACUUCACUUCAGAAACCUUCCAGAACUGCUUUAAGCGCAAAUCUGAUGCUUCAAAAAGCGCCAGGAGACACUGUAAUGGUUCGGACAACAAGCCUCCUGAGAACAGGGCAGAGCAUGUGAUGGCCAAAUUAAUAUUGAUCGAAUCUACAGUAUGAGGAAACGGAGAUUUUUAUGCCAAACCAAAAAAAAAAAAAGUACAGAACAAUAUUUUCCAGUGUAUACUUCAAAAUGGAAUGUACAUUUAUAAGAAAAAGUUAAUUUAUGCAUGUAUGGAUUGUAAAAUUUGGAUUUUCCCUGUAUUGUCGUCAUGGGUAUCUUCACAAACAAACUCGUCGUUUCAUUUCAUUUCUUUAUUUAUUUUUAAACAAAUGUAAAAUUUACAUGAUGAGUUUUAAAACACCAUGAUUUAAAAACACCAUUAAAAUGUGUUUAAAAUACCAGUAGCUUACAUUGUUUUGCCUCCCCAAGAAAUUGUGUAAGGCUUAAGGCUGCCCAGAUUUGACGUUAUAGCACAUUUAAACAAACCUGAUGUAUUACUGUGCACACGUUUAAUAAAUGUUAUACUCACGCCAUCCAUCUCUGCAUCCCAAACUGAAUAACUGAUCAAUUAUUAAUCUUGCCUGCAUAUCCUACAGGAAUGGAUUUUAUUUUAUGAUUUUAUAUAUAAAAAUGUACUGCCAUAUGCAGUGCCCUCCACAAUUAUUGGCACCCCUUGUAACGAUGAGUUUAAAAAAAAAAAAGUGUUAGAAAAAUCCACAAUUUAGUCAAGUCACUUCAUCGCACACUGGGGGAAAAAAAGAGGAAAAAAAAACAACCUUGAACUGAAAAAAUGUAUUUGGAGAAAAACAAAUCCCUCAUCAAGAAAAAAAUAUAUAUAUAUUUUCCAACAAAAACACAUAUACCACUAUUACUGGCACCUGUGGAGAUGAUGAUGAACACAAUGUAACUGAAGCAUGUUUCCCAUUUAAAUUAUACAGUUUUGAGUUGAUUAGAGUGUGUAGGAACUUUCAAGCUGUAAUCCAUGACCUCCUGAUUAACUGGGUUAGUUUAAUUACUUAAUAAUAAUAAUAAUAAUAAUAAUAAUAAUAAAUUUCUAUUUAUAUAGCACCUUUCUCAAAACCCAAGGUCACUUUACAAUUAUUGGGGGGGGGAAUCCACCAAACAGAGGUCAGGAUGUCAUUCCAAUGGUGUAGCAGCCAUAGCCCCACCAAAAGGUGCACGAAAACAAGUCCCACUCCGCCUGCACAGCUGCCGCAACACCACUGAGAAACAAACAUCGCUCGGAACAUCACGCCAAGCACUAAAGCACUGCUGGACAGAGCGCAGCACACUUAAGUGUGUACAAUAACAUGCUUGCUUUUUAUUCAUGAAGUUUCCACAAAAAGAACCCAUUAGGUGAUAUUUACAGGCUGCUUGUUUUUCAGUUAUGUGAAAUUUUGCAACCAGCUAACAACUAAGAAUUUAAUAAUAAAUAUAAUAGCCUUGAGAAUAGUGGGUUGUGAUUUGCACCUCUGUAUCUAAAGUUUAAAGUGCAUAUGACGGGUAAAUUCAGGAGCAAGAUCAAUGUAAUUCUCCUAUUUUAUAUUAAACUUUGGUCAAAUAUCUGUCA
Messenger RNA from Neoarius graeffei (lesser salmon catfish), 3053 nucleotides. RefSeq names its product lysophosphatidic acid receptor 6b (gene lpar6b). Bases 565 to 1599 code for a protein of 344 amino acids. The record is from RefSeq and is a predicted model, not a curated record. NCBI's taxonomy places the organism in Eukaryota, Metazoa, Chordata, Actinopteri, Siluriformes, Ariidae. Gene Ontology annotation, biological process: phospholipase C-activating G protein-coupled receptor signaling pathway; positive regulation of Rho protein signal transduction. The transcript has a single exon. Gene Ontology annotation, molecular function: lysophosphatidic acid receptor activity. Gene Ontology annotation, cellular component: membrane.